AUGGCCACAACCCCCGCACCGCCACCCUUCCAAACCGCGCUCCUCGCCGGCGCCCUCGCCGGCACCACCGUCGACCUCUCCCUCUUCCCACUCGACACGCUCAAAACCCGGCUCCAAUCCUCCGCCGGCUUUUUCGCCUCUGGCGGUUUCCGGGGCAUUUACCGCGGGGUCGGCUCGGCCGUCGUCGGUUCGGCCCCCGGCGCCGCCUUCUUCUUCUGCACCUACGAAGCGAGCAAAUCCUUCCUAGCCUCGUCGCCCACCUUCUCCCCCUCCUCGCACCACGGCAGCACGCCCCAACACCAAGCCCUCACCCACAUGCUCGCCGCCUCCGCCGGCGAGAUUGCCGCGUGCGCGGUGCGCGUGCCGACCGAGGUGGUCAAGCAGCGGGCGCAGGCCGGGCAGCACGGGGGCUCGUCGCUGCGGUCGCUGCGGCAUAUUUUGGGGCAGCGGGGGAGCGUCGGGGUGGUCGGGGUGUGGCGGGAGCUGUAUCGCGGGUGGGGGAUUACGGUGAUGCGCGAGGUGCCGUUUACGAUCCUGCAGUUUCCGCUGUGGGAGGCACUGAAGGGGUGGGGGCGGGAGAGGAAGGUCAGGGUGGGGAGGGGGUUGUUUGGGGAUGUGAGCGUGCAUCCGGUUCAUGUUGUUGGUGGGGGGGGUGUUGGGGUGGUUGGGGGGAGGUCAGCGCGGCCGAGUCGGCGCUGUAUGGGAGUAUAUCGGGCGGGGUGGCGGCGGCGGUGA
This is a messenger RNA of Chaetomium globosum CBS 148.51, 735 nucleotides long. RefSeq lists its product as uncharacterized. Gene Ontology annotation, molecular function: S-adenosyl-L-methionine transmembrane transporter activity. The coding region runs from base 1 to 735 and encodes 244 amino acids. The record is from RefSeq and is a predicted model, not a curated record. The transcript has a single exon. Gene Ontology annotation, cellular component: mitochondrial inner membrane. Lineage: Eukaryota; Fungi; Ascomycota; Sordariomycetes; Sordariales; Chaetomiaceae.